Molecule: messenger RNA, 903 nt
Organism: Sclerotinia borealis F-4128
Lineage: Eukaryota; Fungi; Ascomycota; Leotiomycetes; Helotiales; Sclerotiniaceae
Source: the annotation of a GenBank genome assembly
AUGGCUCCACCUCUACCGAAAGACGUCGUCCGCGCCAUUGAAGUCGCCAUCGAAUGUGCCUGGGAAGCCUCUAAAACCAUCGACCUAAAAUCCAUUGCCCACAUUUUCAACACUACCCCCACAACCGUGAUUCGAAUCCGCAAACGACUCGAGAAGAUCCGCGACACGGGCGUUGACGAACGAGGAAAGAAACAAGGGCCCAAAUUUCGAUAUGGGGAAAAGGAAGAUGAGAUUAAGGAGUGGUUGACGAAACUCUGUGAGGAUCAUCCGGAGAUGAAACAGGCGGGGAUAACGAGGUUGAUGGAGGAGAAAUGGGGGAUUAAAUAUGGGCAGAGUACGGUUUGUAGGUUGAUUCGAAUUUGGAAGAUUCCGCAUAGGGUUAGUAAUAGAAUGUACGGGAAUUCGAAGCUGUAUGUUGAGAGGGAGAGUGUGGGGAGGGUGGAUAUGGAGGGGAGAGGAAGGGGGGAAUUGGUGGACCGGUUGGGGAUUGGGGCGGUUAGGCAGAGGGCCUUGGGUGAGGGGGAUGAUGAACAAGCAGUGGAAGAUGGAAACAUGAGUGUGGAUUCAGAAGAAAGGUCGGAAGAGCCCGAGAGGUUACAAGGAUUGCAAUCUUUAGGCAUGGCUGCGAUGCAGGAACAGGAGAGAGAAAGUAUGAGUAUGAGUAUGAGUAUGGCUAAUGGCAAUGGAAAUGGAAAUGGAAAUCCAAACGCGGUUCCGGUGCCAAGCCAGUAUGAAUUGGCGCCGUUAUUGGAACACAAUAGGAUGGUGGAGAGGCUCAACCAGUCACUCGUUGCUAUUAACCAAGCUAUCGAACCUUCGCCGCAAAUCCAACAUCAACAUCAACAUCGCUACCAUACAUCAUAUCAAACGAGUCAACCCAAUUGGCAGUAUCAGAUGAAUUGA